AUGGCUGCCCGUGUACAAAUCUACAAGUUGGGCGUUAAGCCAUUAUUUGAUCAUCUAUCCGAAAAGGAGAAACUUUAUAGUCACUAUCUAUCAAGGGCAGCAUGGUCUGGCACAAGAAUUAUUCUACGUCAAGUCUCUCCAGAAUCACUUGGUAUCUUUGAAUUUAUAAUGGAGCUUUAUGAAUCAUGCGGUGGCGAUUGGAAUCAAUUUUCAACAGAUUACGGAGUAGCUGUAAAGGAUCUUGAAGCAUUCCUCGAGUUUGCGGCUACUUUCCUGUCCAACAUCGGUAAUUACUAUGGGUCAGGAGACCAGAAGUUUAUUCCACGGGUGCACCCCGGUACAAUAGAGAAACUUGCCUCUCGAUCACCCAAGCUCCUAGACCUCUAUAGGAACAUAGAGGGCUCUAUCAUGGCAAUGCCGCCUGUCACCCUUGGAUAUCCCAGUACCUUGGCUCAAAGUUCUUAUUACCCAGGAGAUUUAAUGAGUAAAGAAGAGAUCGCUCUUGUUUCGAGGCACAUGGAUGCCCAUUCCAUACUACCUGAGAACACCAGAGUGCGAAAAACUGGUGAAACUUCGUUCGAGGUCCUCCAGGCUUCAAUCAUAUCAACGGACCAAGCAAAACCCUUAGACAUUACGAACUCUCCCGCUAGCGUAAGUCUAGUCCGUGGUGAUCAUGCCGAAUACUUAAAGAAUAUUUGCGAAAACCUAGCAAAAGCUAUGGAAUACGCUGCGAACGAUACUCAGAAGAAAUUCUUGUCUCAAUAUAUUGAAAGCUUUCAAACUGGCAACCUCGAGACGUAUCGGGAUUCUCAACGGACAUGGAUUACGGAUAAAGGACCUAAAGUUGAGAAUAUUUUCGGCUUUGUAGAGCCAUACCGAGACCCGGCUGGUAUUCGCGCUGAGUUUGAAGGCCUGGUUGCGAUCGCGGAUGCCGAUGAGACAAAGCUCUUGUCAAAAUUGGUUGAGAACUCCGACAAGUUCAUUCGGCGACUACCUUGGGCGACCGUCGAGAAUAAUGGAAAAGGGCUAUUCGAAAAAUCUCUCUUUGAACCGCCUGAUUUCUCCAGCAUCCAUGCGCUCGCAUAUUGUUCGAGUAUAAUUUUCCCUGGAAUCAACCUUCCCAAUUAUAAUGAUAUCCGUCAAGACGUGGGAUUUAAAAAUGUCAUCAUAGCAAAUCGUAUGAUAGCUGAAAGUACUGCGAUGCAAUGGCCGUUCAUCGACGACUCUGAAGUUGAGGUAUUUAGGAAGCACAAGUACCCUGCGUACUACUGGUGGGUUGUGCUUCAUGAGCUGCUAGGUCACGGCACAGGUAAGAUGAUGAUUGAAGAACCUACCAACAAGUUCAACUUCGACUUUAAUAACCCACCGAUCAACCCCCUUGACGGGAAACCUAUAAGAACUUGGUACAAACCGGGUCAGACAUGGACUGGCCAAUUUGGCGACUUAGCAACGACACUGGACGAGUGUAGAGCCGAGCUUGUAGGGGCUUAUCUUAUGGACGACCCAGAGCUACUGGCUCUCUUUGGCUUCACAGAUGAAUCGACUAUUCGAUCUAGCGAUUUGACCUAUAAUCUCUACCAGCAGCUCGGGGUUGAUGGUCUUCGAGCUCUAUCCAAUUAUAAUGUCGAUGGCAUGAAAUGGGGACAAGCUCACAGCCGGGCUCAUUUCGCUAUGCUUAAAUGCUUGCUCCGGUUCGGUCAUGGAUGCAUCAAUAUUCAUCAUGACAUCAUUACCAAAACGCUGAGAGUACUAGUCGAUAGAUCAAAGAUAGCCAGUCAUGGAAAGAAGGCGCUUGGUGAAAUGCUAUUGCGCCUCCAUAUAUACCGCUGUACUGCCAACGUUGAGGAGUGCAGGAGGUACUAUGAAGAACUAUCCUAUGUAGACGAAGAGUGUCUCAGGUGGAGGGAAACGGUUGUUGAAAAUAAACCACCCCCAUUAUUGAAUGUACAGGCCAAUACAUUUAUUGAGGAAGGAAUAGUUAUGUUGAGGGAAUAUGAGCCCACCAUCGAGGGCAUCAUUCAAAGUUGGUAUGAGCGUGGAGUUUAA
Molecule: messenger RNA, 2046 nt
Organism: Daldinia childiae
Lineage: Eukaryota; Fungi; Ascomycota; Sordariomycetes; Xylariales; Hypoxylaceae
Product: putative dipeptidyl peptidase 3
Exons: 8
Coding region: 1-2046 (681 amino acids)
Biological process (GO): proteolysis
Cellular component (GO): cytoplasm
Molecular function (GO): dipeptidyl-peptidase activity; metalloexopeptidase activity
Source: RefSeq, a predicted model, not a curated record